Messenger RNA from Cercospora beticola, 1079 nucleotides. Its product is annotated as endo alpha-1,4 polygalactosaminidase. The record is from RefSeq and is a predicted model, not a curated record. NCBI's taxonomy places the organism in Eukaryota, Fungi, Ascomycota, Dothideomycetes, Mycosphaerellales, Mycosphaerellaceae.
CAGAGGCGACAUCCGAGUUCUCAAGAUCAUUCGUAGGCAAGAGCUGAAGGUGGAAGAAGAGAGUAUAAAGACUCAUUGAACUUCUCCGACGUGGUCCUCAUCAGCAAUUGCACGAACCAACCCAACACGACCAACUUCAACAAUGCACACCCUCUCCCUCCUCCUCCCCCUCCUCCUCUCCACCCCAACCCACGCCUGGUGGAAACCCACCCCAACGCCAACCUGGCAAAUCAUCCUCUCCUCCACCCUCCGCACCUCCCCUCCCCCCUCUUCUUCAAACUACUCCAUCAUCGACUCCGACCUCUUCGACAACCCCCCCUCAACCUGGUCCCUCUACAAACGCAACUCCAUAAGAACAAUCUGCUACUUCAGCACCCAAUUCGAAGACUGGCGUCCCGACGCCUCGAAUUUUACUUCCCAACCCCAAAACCUCGGCUCCAGUCUCGAUGGCUGGCCCGGUGAACGAUGGGUCAACACGAAAGCUACGGGUAUAAGAAAUAUUAUGAAAUCUCGGAUCGCAGAAGCGAAAAAGAGGGGUUGUGAUGCGAUUGAUCCGGAUAAUAUUGAUGCUUAUUUACAUUCUGGUGGAGGAUUUGGACUUACGCAGGCUGAUGCGGUGGAUUAUGUUAAAUUUUUGGCAGCGGAGGCUCAUGCGCAAGACCUCGCAAUCGGUCUGAAAAACGGGGACGACAUCGUUUCUCAACUUGUCGAUUACGUCGAUUUCGCUGUUGUGGAGGAGUGUCAGGGGAAUUCGGAUCUCACUGCUGGAGACAGUUAUUAUGAUGAGUGUGGGAAGUAUCAGCCUUUUAUCCAGAAGGGGAAAGCGGUGUUUAGUAUUGAGUAUGUGGAGGGAACGCCGAGUUUGGCGGUUCAGAGAGGGAUUUGUAGGAAUGUGGUUGCGAAGGGGUUUAGUGUGUUGAUUAAGAGGUAUGAUUUGGGGGAGUGGGUUGUGGAUUGUUCGAAGGUUAAGUAGGAUCGUGUGGAGAUAGGAGGUGUGCGAGAUGUGGAAUUGUGUGAUUUGUUGUUUUUGAGAAGGGAAGAGAUGCUGUUUUACAGGUACAGAAAAGACUUCUAUCGAC